AUGCUUAAUUUGACGUCGGCGCCGACUUUUGCAAUUCGUCCCGAACUGAGCUCGUGUUUCACGCCACUGUCACGAAUCAACAUCGCUCGGCCUUCGCUUUCCGGUCUAAGUGGGCAUUCACAGACAGUUCACAUGAUGCAAGUUGGCACGGUUGCUGUCCUCCUUACUUGGUGGAGGACAUGUCUGCCUGCCUACGGCAGCCAGGGAAAUCGGACGGCAAAACAGUCAAUGUGCCACAUGCCAUCCACGGCAAAGAGGACUCAGAACAUGUCCGACAAGGCAUGGUACCUCGGUUGA
Molecule: messenger RNA, 297 nt
Organism: Protopolystoma xenopodis
Lineage: Eukaryota; Metazoa; Platyhelminthes; Monogenea; Polystomatidea; Polystomatidae
Source: the annotation of a GenBank genome assembly